Messenger RNA from Lasiosphaeria miniovina, 690 nucleotides. RefSeq lists its product as uncharacterized. The transcript has a single exon. Lineage: Eukaryota; Fungi; Ascomycota; Sordariomycetes; Sordariales; Lasiosphaeriaceae. The coding region runs from base 1 to 690 and encodes 229 amino acids. The record is from RefSeq and is a predicted model, not a curated record.
AUGUUCAAGAAUGGUACUCAAAAACCAGAGCCCGCCCGCCUCUACCCUCCACCAAGCAACACGAGUUUCUACGAUGCCGUCAAUGACGCCGGAAUCGCCUAUGCAGCCGCGCAGUUCGCUGGAACGAACAUGAACCGGGCUCAUGGCAUGAGCCGUUCCAGGCCCAGGGCUCCGCCCGGACACGACACAAACGCUGGUGCCUACCCCACCGGCGGCUACGCCAACGGUGCCUACGUCAACGAUCCCCGUAUCUACUCUCAGACUCCUCGGCCUCCUCAGCCUCAGCAUGGCCAAGAACACCCUGGGCAUCCACCACCACCGCAAGGGCCAGUGCCGGUGCCGAUGCAAUAUCCAACUCAAACAGCUCGACCACAGCCCCGGCGGAAACCACAGAGCGAGGCCCGCCCAGAUUUUGUACAGCCAACGCGAAGACCGAGUGUUUCAAUACCCGACAUGCCACCAAAUUUUACAGCUUAUCCCAUGCGGCCCGUCGACAACCUAUAUCAAGCGCCGAUCCUACCCCCUGCGGCUCCCCCAAUCAUACCGUACAGGUACCUGAAAUUCCAGACCCCAUUCGAGAGGGUAGCUGAUGAGCACCAGCGGAAUGAGGAUUACCGGGAAUAUGAGCAUCGGAGGAAAAGUGGUUGGAGGAAGACGUAUAUGCCUACAUUUACGGAUGGGAGACGUUGA